AACUUACCGAUAUUACACGAUAAAGACAGCUUAAAUAAUUUUUCUCUUUAUAUAUAAUUUAAUUGUAAUCUAUAGAGUUCAAAAUCGUACGUUUUUGCUAGGUAUUACAUUCUAUACGAAAAUGGUGUGAUGAAAUUGAAAACAUCUCAACACGUGCCCAACAACUUUGCAAUGUAAGUUGUAAUUCUUUUUAAGGGAUGGAUCAAAACAUCAAAACGAAAUAGCAAUAUCGAUAUACUAUUGUUACGCCUGGCUUUGCCCGCUAUUAUUAAAUAUUUUUCAUAGUUAUAAUUUUUAUAUCACCUGAAAAAAGAAGGUAAUAUUUUUAUUAGUUAUUAAUUUACUUAUAAAGAAGUGUCGGUACAUCUAUCUGCUGGGAUCGAAUACAAGAUUGAGUGAAUCGAUAUAUAUCGAUUCACUUAAUCUUAUGUGGUGUGGUUUACACCUUCAAAAAGAUUUAAAAUUAUUGAUGAAUCAGUACUUCUAUAAAAAAGUAUUUUAUAUUAAAAUAUAAAUAUAUAUAUAUAUAUAUAUAUAUAUAUAUAUAUAUAUAUAUAUAUAUAUAUAUCCAUAAAUAUUCUAUUCUCUCUUAAAAUAAAAGUUUAUGAAAACAUCACUGUCUUUUGCUUGACGCAGUCGGGUAAAAAUUUUUACAGUAAGCUAAACUUAUUGUAACCACAAAAGAGAUAGGCACAGAAGGUUGGCUCCAUACAACGAGUGACGACAGAUGCACGUAAACAUAGACGGGUACGUACAUCAGUUGCAUGGAUCCAUGGCAAGUCGUGAGCCAGUGCCCGCGCUUCGCUUUUAUGUUCGUUGCAUUAUUGCUCAAUAUAGGGAGCUGGCCUUCUAUACUUAUCUAUUUUGUGACUUGUAACCGUGUAGUAUUACAAUAUUGAAGACAAUGUAAACUAUCGUAUUUGGAUGCAGUCAACUGACACAGCAUUUUGAUUACACGUGCCAUUUUUCAUAUUUGGGAUAAUAUGACGUAGAUUUACCACUAUUUAAGAGGGUAGCAGUUGAAGUUCGAUUGCAAUACAUUUCUACAAGGGCUAGUAGAAUCACUGACUACCUACGAGAUUACCAGUAUCUACCAGAUCUACAAGAUGUCCACGCAAAUGGCCGAUCAGUUGUUCCCGUCUUCAGAUGAGUCAAUAGUUGACGCUCCAGUCCCAGUCAAGACCAGUAAAAAGAAGCGGAAGACUGCAGAGAAGGCAUCGGGUAGCCAGCCUACCGCUAGUAAGAAGACUAAGUCGAGAGCUACGGUGCGUGAUCUCUUCGGCACGGAUAGCGACGAUGACGAACUGGAUCACAGCGUCGUGAAAUCACCCUCUACUGAUUCACCAUCAAGUUAUAUGUAUUGUGAUAAAUGUAAAACAGAGAUACCGAAACCUGAAUUCAGAUAUCAUAAACGAACUAAUAUCCAUAAAUCGAAUUGUUUGAUAAAGUCAAAGUUUGAACAUAUUGAUAUAAUAGCUACAGCAUUUAAAAACAGAAUAAUGACAUAUCGCUUAAACCCAUCUAUAGAAGACGAGUACCUCCUGCCGGAGGCGUUCUUAGAUGGAAAACGAGACGAUGUUUAUAAAUUAAUUGAGUUAUCAUUAUUAAAACAUACAUGUAUUAAAGUUAACUUUGAGCUGUUUGCUUACUUUGUUUUACCUAAAUCAGGUGAGCAGCAGCUGAAGUCAUUUAAUACAAAAUACGAAGUUAUUUAUAAGAGUACUGAUUUUGAUCAGAUUUAUUUAAAUAUGAGAGAAACUUUUAAGAUGAAAUUAACUGAAUUUGAGCACUGUGAAUCGGGAUGGUCAUUCACAUCACUAAGUCAUUUAGAAAUAAAUAUAAAUAAGUAUUCUCCCAUGAGAGGUGGAUCUUAUAUAGAACUACCCGUUGUUAUUAAAAAUACGAAGAGCUGUAUAAAUGUCUACAAUAACGAUGAAUAUUGUUUUUUAUGGAGCAUCUUAGCAGGAUUAUUUCCAGUCAAAAACAAUGUCUGUAGGACAAGCUCUUAUCCGCAUUUUAAUUCGAUAUUUAAUAUAAAAGGGAUGUCAUUCCCACCAUCCGCCAAAGACAUCAGGUUGUUUGAAAAGAAUAACAGUAAUUUAAGUAUUAAUAUUUACGGAUUGGAUCAACAUUACACUGUAACUGGUCCUCUUUAUGUGACAAAUUUUAAGAAAGAUAAGCAUAUUAAUUUAUUGUAUUUCGAGAAAAAUGACAGAGCUCAUUAUUGUUUGAUCAAAGAUCUUUUACGCUUAGUGAGACGUCAAGUUUCCCGUCAUAAAGGUCGAAUGUAUUUAUGUGAGACAUGUUUGCAAUUUUUUACUAGUGAAAUGAAAUUCCACUCUCAUGCCUGUUCUAAAAUUAUAACAUUAUUACCAGACAAAAACAGCACGUUACAAUUUAAGCAUUUUGAGAGACAGCAAAAAAUCAAUUUUGUUAUAUACGCGGAUUUUGAAAGUCUAUUAUGCAAUUAUGAUGAAGAAAAUACUAAUAAAAAUACUAUAAAAAAUAAAUUACACCUGCCUUCAUGUUUUGCAUAUUAUGUAUGUUGUUCACAUGACACUAGUUUAAAUAAAUUUGUUACUUACACAGGGACAGACUGUGUACAAGUGUUUGUCAAAAAAUUAAUUGAAGAAACAAAAUCAAUACAUAAGGUUUUGAUUACUAAAAAAGCUAUGAAACCUAUGACUCCAGAACAAAUGAAUAAUUAUCGUAGUGCAAGUAGAUGUCAUAUUUGUAAAAAUUUAUUAUUUGAUGACAAAGUGCAAGAUCAUGAUCAUAUUACAUCAGAAUAUAGAGGUGCAGCUCACUCACACUGUAAUUUAAUUUAUAAAGUCUGUCCAUUCAUACCUGUCAUAUUUCAUAAUUUAUCUGGCUAUGAUUCCCAUAUAUUUAUCAAGGAAUUGUCUAAAUAUGAUGGUGAAAUAAAAAUAAUUCCAAAAACAAAAGAAAAAUAUUUAUCCUUUACAAAAAUUAUUGAAACUGAUAAAUGUUAUAAACCUUUGCAAAUUAAAUUCAUAGAUUCAUUCCAGUUUCUUAGCACAAGUCUCGAUAAUCUGAGUAAAAGUUUAACAGACAGUGAUUUCUUAAAUUUAAAAUCACAUUUUCCUGAUGACAAAAAAUUCGAGUUAAUACGAAGGAAGGGUAUAUAUCCAUAUGAAUAUAUUGAUUCAUGGCAGAAAUAUAAUGAGACACAACUUCCACCAAAACAUUGUUUUUACAAUAGUUUGCAAAUGAAACAUAUAACUGAUAGCGAGUAUGAACAUGCGCAAACCGUUUGGAAUUACUUUAAUAUUAGUAGUCUUGGUGAAUAUACUGAUUUAUAUUUAAAAAGUGACGUAUUAUUAUUAUGCGAUAUAUUUGAAAAUUUUAGAAAAAUAUGUCUACAGCAUUAUAAUCUCGAUCCUGCACACUAUGUAAGUUCACCUGGUUUAAGUUGGGACGCCAUGCUCCUUUACACGGGUGUUCAACUCGAGUUGAUUCAUGAUUUAGAAAUUUAUAAGAUGAUAGAAAAAGGAAUACGUGGUGGACUAGCACAGUGCUCUCACCGAUAUGCUAAAGCCAAUAACAUUUACCUCCCUCAUUUUGAUGAUUCUAGACCGUCGUCAUAUUUAGUAUAUCUUGACUGUAACAAUCUUUAUGGAUAUGCAAUGACUAAAAAAUUACCUAUAUCAGAUUUUAAAUUCAUGACAAGUUUCGAAAUGGCCAAUUUUUGUUUGUUUGAUAUUCCUGACGAUGCUGAGUACGGUUACAUUUUAGAAGUUGACAUGAUGUAUCCAGAUAAUUUACAUAAUUUACACAAAGAUUUGCCUUUCGCUCCGGAAAAGUUCAUACCCAUAGGAGGGAAAACAGAAAAGUUAAUCGCGAACUUGUAUGACAAGUACAACUAUGUUAUACAUUAUAUAUAUUUAAAAGAAUGUAUUAGACAUGGACUUAUUUUAAAAAAAAUUCAUCGGAUACUCCAAUUUAAACAAGAAAACUUUUUAAAAAAAUAUAUAGACUUAAAUACUCAAUUACGUCAAUCAGCUAAAACAUCAUUUGAAAGAGAUUUCUUUAAACUUUUGAAUAAUUCAAUAUUUGGAAAAACUAUUGAAAAUAAACGAAAACAGGUUGAUGUUAAACUGGUGACUAAGUGGAAUGAUAAUAAGAAUAGAACAAAUAAAACAUUAUGUGCUGAGAAACUAAUUGCAAAACCAAACUUAAAAAGUAUUAGUGUUUUUAGUGAAGAUUUUCUUGCAAUUCAAUUGGAUCCUGAAAAACUUGUUUUAGAUAGACCCAUAUAUGUUGGCUUUGCCGUACUGGAAUAUGCUAAACAACAUAUGUAUAAUUUCCAUUAUGACUUUAUUAAAAAAAAGUACGGUGACAAUGCAAAACUGUGUUAUACCGAUACUGACAGUUUAUUAUACUUAAUACAUACACAAAACUUUUAUAAAGAUUUGAAUGAUAAUAUAUUGAAAUUUGAUACUAGUAAUUUUGACAUUAAUAAUCCUUAUUGUAUACGAAAGUUAAACGAUAAAAUUCCCGGCUUGUUUAAAGAUGAAUUAGGUGGUGAUGUAAUAACCGAAUUUAUUGGAUUGAGAGCAAAACUGUAUUGUAUUAAAUCACUGAAAACACAGAUUAAUAAAGCUAAAGGUGUAUCAAGGCCAAUUACAAAAAGUUUAAAAAUAUCUAACUAUAAGAAAGUUUUAUUUAAGAAUAUUACUUUUAAAUGUAAGAUGAAUAUGAUUAAAUCAAGCAAACAUGUACUGUAUUCACAGGCAGUUAAUAAAGUAAUUUUAAAUAGAAUAGAUGAUAAAAGAUUAGUUCAACCAAAUCAAAUAGAUACAUUACCUUGGGGUCAUUGUGAUUACAUAUGCUAGAAAUUUUGUAUUAUACAAUGUAUACUGCUAUGAUUCAAAAUAUAUAGUUGUAUCUUAAAUAAAGAUAAGAUUUGCCUAAUAAACUAUACAUUUGGUUUA
Spodoptera frugiperda (fall armyworm) is the source of this 4955-nucleotide messenger RNA. RefSeq lists its product as uncharacterized. Lineage: Eukaryota; Metazoa; Arthropoda; Insecta; Lepidoptera; Noctuidae. Bases 1107 to 4856 code for a protein of 1249 amino acids. The transcript is spliced from 3 exons. The record is from RefSeq and is a predicted model, not a curated record.